Molecule: messenger RNA, 1705 nt
Organism: Chara braunii
Lineage: Eukaryota; Viridiplantae; Streptophyta; Charophyceae; Charales; Characeae
Source: the annotation of a GenBank genome assembly
GAAUUGUUUGAUUGUUCUACCCCUGUUCCCACUCUCCCUACCCUCCCCGUAAUAUGUGACCACCGGGACUUCUAAAGUACCACAUCAGUUUGUGCUGAUGUCGACGGAACAGGACACCGGGGCACUGCCACAACGCAGUGCCAGGCUCGCAGUUCGUACCAGUUCUGUGCUACCUCCACGGCCUAAGUAUCAGCAGCAGCGACUCAGCAGGCGGACGACUCCAGCGGCAUCAAGUACAGCUACGGCAGUACCAGGCACCACCGGGGCUCUUCCCGCAUGUCCGGUCCAAGGGGCGAGUGAGCCGUUGUCGGCUUACCUCCAGCGGGUACAGGCAUUUACCGAUGCGGUAGCUACCGCAAAGGCACAGCAGGAGGCAGCAGAGGCGGAACGUCAGCGGCUGGCCAGUGAGGCGGCUGGCCAAACUCAGCGGACUGCUGAGGCUGACGCCGUGGUUCGAGAUAAGUGGAACGCCAUCAGCAUGAAGUCCUUGACUCAGAACGAGAGUCACUGGACGACACUGCUCCAAGGCAUGCUUUUUGUGCCUUCGGAUUCACAGGCGGACCCGACACCGGCGGAGGAAGAAAGGAGUAACCUGGCUGACCUGAUGCUAAACGUGAUGCGGGCGACUCAGCAGAAAGAUGCUGCAGCUUUAACAGCCGCUGUUUGCGCUGCCGCCAGACAUCAGCAACAACAGCAACAGUUGUUGAGCACCACCACCGCACGCGUCAACAGCAUCGAGGCGAAGGCCUCAGCAGCGCCAGGCUGCACGACAGACACGGCGAAACAGCUCGGCGAGCGUAUCGACCAUGUCGUCAGUUUAAUCGGCGAACUAAGUAACUUCACCAGUCCGGCCACGAUCAGCAGCAUGGUGGCCACCAUCAAGACGGAGAUCACCAAGCUGCAGUCACAACCGGCAGCAGCUGCGAAGGUAUACAAGAUGCCACGUUUCAACAUCGGCAAGUUCGAGGACUUCAACAAGACCGACGCUUUGACAUGGUGGCAAGACUUCCUCACCGAAGCGUCCUACCACAAGGUCCCAGCCGAAGACAUGAUGAAGGCACUAUACCUCCAACUCAUUAGAGGUGCGCAGGCAUGGAUGAACCACCUCGCGGUUAACAAGGGAACCACUAUCGUCGAGCUACACAAACACCUCACGUGGGGGGAUUUUGAACAGUUGUGGUUCACUCGAUUCAUGGUCCGCAACGUUGUGAAGGCGGCCAUGAACGAGCUCUACACUUGCUCACAGGGAAGCAUGCCAACUCGAGACUGGACGAUCAAGUGGCAGAAGAUAGUGACCACACCAGGCUUCGAUUUGAGUUUCCCGAACCAACGAUCUGAGUUCUUCUCGCGAUCGUGCGCAGGACUGCGAACCGCACUCGGCAACGAGUACGAUUAUGCCUCGUUCCAGGCUAUUCUGGAUCGUGCGAACCUGGUCAUCCAAAUGGACGACAAGGCCGCAAACGAGAAACAGUCCCAGCCGCACUAUGUGGCAAAGCAGGGCUAUCAAGGACCGACACAUAACAAUGCCGUGAUUUCUGAAGAAUCAGUUGAUCUCCACGCUGCAGCAGCAUCCUCGACUGAUGGAGGAACUGCCGCAGCGCUCCCGCCGAAGCGUCCCAAGAGAGUGGGAAAGAAACCGGCGACACAAGCGACGACAUCGACUGGAACUAGGCAGCAACCAUGAACGCUGUUCAAUAUAACCAAG